This is a messenger RNA of Scylla paramamosain (green mud crab), 2817 nucleotides long. RefSeq lists its product as uncharacterized. The transcript has 3 exons. Lineage: Eukaryota; Metazoa; Arthropoda; Malacostraca; Decapoda; Portunidae. The coding region runs from base 103 to 825 and encodes 240 amino acids. The record is from RefSeq and is a predicted model, not a curated record.
CUGUAUAUUGCUCGUUUCAUAUUUGUUUGUUUCAUAGUAUUUGCUCGUUUCAUAUGAUAACUACCUAGGAAUAAUGAGUGUUAAUGAGUGUUUCAUUUGUGUAUGAAUCCCUCGAGCGGUAAACCGAGGGAAGGUAGCUCAGGGAGGGAGGUCAAGCCGGCAGUCUAUCUGUGGUAUAGCAGCCGCACACACCUUGUUGGAUUUAAACCUGUGGAUUUAUUUCCUGUGAGCGCCAGAGAUUGCACCACCUUCACCCCCUCCUGCUGGCACUGGGUGGGGCUGGCACUGCUCCUCCUCCAGCUGGAGUGUUCCCUGCGGUGCCUCUUUGCGUGGGCCAAUAAGGUGCCUUCGCAGGUGAUCACUGCCCAACACACGGCUCUCUACACUACCAUCGACCAUGCCCUUGCUGCUCCUGUGACUGGAGGAAGAGCAGGAGGCGCAAAAGGAGGAGGAGAGGUGCAAAUUGAAGAAAGAAGAGAAGAAAGUGGAAUGACUGAAGGAACAAGAAAAGACGAUGCUGAUGAAACAGAAGAGGCAGAAAUAAAGGACGAUAAACACAAAAAGAAGAUAGCGUUUGAGAGUUCCAAUAAGGGUAUGGAAAGUAUAAAACAUCCUAUUCCUCAUCCACCUCUCCUCUCAUCCACUCGCCUAUCGCAGGAGACAGAAAAUGCAUUACAGGUCCUUAGAAGGUGGAUAAGUGGAUACAGGAGUCACUACCACCCUACUUCUCUCCUCCACGAGGCCCUCCUCUCUUCCACCUCCCUCCUGGGCGGGUGGAAGGAGUGGAAGAGAGUGGAGAGAAGCGAGAUGGAUUAUGUGGAGUAGGAGAAACAGGUGGAGGUGUUGGUGGAAGAGAUGGAUAGACUGUGUGAGAGAGCGGAAGAGGUGAAAGGCAAGAGUGACGUGGAAGUGGGAGAUAGGAAGGGGAAUAAAGGAAGAACUGAUCAAUAGGUGAAUAGUGACAAUGGAGUGGAAAUGAAGGAAGUGAAAGGACCGAGAACGAUGAAGAUAAACCCAAAAUAAGAGAAAAUCUAAGUUACCCACCUCUUUCACGCACGCACACCACCCUCCCAUUAACAAAAACCACGGAAUUCAUAGCAAAAAUCCAUAAUAUAACCUUCCAAGUCCUUCACCGACCCAAAUCUGAGCUGGAAGUGGUCUCAGUAUUGAGAAGAAUGACCACUAACAUCAACGCCAGCUUCAGGAACACACAGGAUAGUCUCUCCUUCAAACACACGCAGUUUAGAGAAAAGAAAAAAAUGAGGUCUAGACGAAGGGAGACUUAAAAAAGAACUCAACGCGGUGCCUGUGGUGGUGUGGACUUGCUACCGCUUACUCCAGGCUGUUUAUAUGGUUCUUCCGUGUCUCCAAGAUGUUCCAGAGAUGGAGAGGGAUAGUUUUUCCAGUCUCAUGCGGGUCCUGAAGGGGGUACUCAAAGCUAUGGAGAAUUUAGCGUCACAAACAGAUCCUUAGAUGAAUCGUUGGGACGAGGCUGUUUGUAUAUCAAGGGAGAAUGUUGCCUUUGUCUUGAAGCAUUUUGGGUGAGGUGCUUCUGUCCCCGGCUCUGUUAUAUGAUUCUUUAAGCUUGUUUUACUUUCUGACUCGCCUUAGGUAAGUUUACCUGUACGUGUCUGUAAAGAGCAGGGUUUUUUUUAUUAUUAUUUUUUUUAUUUAUUUAUUUUUUAUUUUUAUUUUUUUCUGUCUCUCAGUUGAGAAUGUUCAAUUUAUUUUGAAGUAUUUAAGGUGUGGUGCUUAUGUUCCUCACUGUCAUUUUUUUUUUUUUUCAAGCUUGUUUUCUUUCCUGAGUUUGUUUAAAUUUAGAGGUGCGUGUCUGCGUGAAGAGCGGUUUUUCUGCCUAUCAAUGGAGAAUGUUGCCUUUACCAUGAGGCAUUUGGGGCGUGGUGCUUGUGUCCUCAGCUGUUUCAUGAUUUUAAGCUUGUUUUACUUCCUAUCUCAGUUUUGUUAACUUUGCCUGUCCGUGGCUGUGUGAAAUGCAGUUUCCUUUCGUGAAUCCUGAUGUGUCUGUCUUUACUUUGAGACAUUUGGGGCGUGGUGCUUGUUUCCCCAGCUGUUUCGUGGUUUUAAGCUUGUUUUCCUUCCUGACUCGCUGUAGUUAAGCUGUGCGUGUCUGGCCCGCAUUCAGCUCUCUCAACACAACUAUUUUUAAAAGCCACAUAAAUAAUUAGCCGGGUUCUCUUAAUGAUAAUGUAGAAAUCUUGUUAAUCUAUCACUAGAACCAUAACUACAUCUUUAAAAACCCGUGUAACUUACCAAAUACGCCCAUAUUCAGAAACACUCUACUCUCUCAUCAUGACUAUUUUUAAAGGCCACAGAGAUGAUUAGCCGGUUUCUCAAGACUGUUUUUCUUAAUAAUAAUGUAGAAAUCUUGUUAAUCUGUCACUAGCACUGUAUAAACACUCAAAAACCAGUGUGCCUUCAUCUGCCUCGAGUCUUUUGAAAGUAGUGGAGGUGCGGAGCGGAAGUGUUUCAGAAUACAGUCCUUUGUGAAGAGCAGUUUUUCGUGAAUGAGACUUUUAUAGUUUGAAAUGUGAAAGAAAAUAAAAGAAAAAAACUUAUGAUCCUGGUUAUCAUAUCUUAAUGAAGUUUACCUUGCGUCUUGUUUUAUCCCAGCGGUCUUCAACCUUUCCCCGCGCUACACACAGAGCCAGGUGCUGAUACGGGCGAGGUACACCACCACUAUGUCAAGGUGGAACUAAUGACUGCUGAAUGCGCCGCAGGAGCGAGUCUUGCCAGCUCGUACAGUCACCUAAAAAAAGUUGGUGACAGUCUCUUGGCAGCUGAAUGCCCUUCCACCAC